Molecule: messenger RNA, 1491 nt
Organism: Kazachstania africana CBS 2517
Lineage: Eukaryota; Fungi; Ascomycota; Saccharomycetes; Saccharomycetales; Saccharomycetaceae
Gene: GSH2
Product: glutathione synthase
Exons: 1
Coding region: 1-1491 (496 amino acids)
Biological process (GO): glutathione biosynthetic process
Cellular component (GO): cytosol
Molecular function (GO): glutathione synthase activity; glutathione binding; ATP binding
Source: RefSeq, a predicted model, not a curated record
AUGAACAUGCAAUCCAUGUGGGAAGACAGCAAAAUUGCUGAACAUCCACCAUUUCCUAACGUAUCUGAGUCUAAAAUCAAAGAAAAUGUUCUUCCACAAUUAAAUCAAUGGGCAUUAGUCAAUGGUUUAGUCAUGCAACCAACUGGAUCAAAAUCUAACGAUUCAAGAGUCGCUCCUGUCACUUUAUAUCCAACCCCAAUUCCUCGUACUCUUUAUAAUGAAGCUAAAGACUUACAAAAGCACUAUAACAAACUAUAUGCUUCCAUCGCAAGAAAUGACGGAAACUGGUUAAGUAAUGAAAUUUCCAAGAUUAAUGACGCUAAUUUCACAAAAAAAUUAUAUGAAAUGUAUAAGAGAGUUGAAUCCAAGCAAGCCAUCAAAUUGGGUGUGUUUAGAUCCGACUAUCUUGUCACCAAGGACAGUAAAGAAAUUAAACAAGUCGAAUUUAAUACUAUAUCCGUAUCUUUUGGCGGUUUGAGUACUAAAGCCGGAGAAAUGCAUAAUUUCUUGAAUCAAGUUGGUUCUUACAUGGAUGACAGUGACUCAUUUUAUGAUGUAAGAGAACUUCCAAACUCUGAAUCUUCAGUAUUCUUAACCAGAGGUAUUGCAAAUGCUCUUGCUGUGUACCAACCUGAUCCAGCAAACAGUAAGAAAAAGGAAAACACUUUAGUUGCAUUCAUUGUGGAACCAAACGAAGUCAAUAUUUUCGAUCAAAAAUUAAUUGAAUUCAAUCUUUUAAGAUUAUAUGGUAUUCAAUGUAUCAGGCUAACUUUCGAUGAAGUGGCUACAAAGCUUGAAUAUUCAAAAGAUGGUAACAAGAGAUUAAUCUUAAAGGGUAGUGGUAAGGAAAUAGGUUUAGUCUAUUACAGAACUGGUUACACUGAAACUGACUACCACAAUGAGUCACACUGGAAAGCUAGAGAGUUCCUUGAAGCAAGUUAUGCAAUCAAGGCACCUGAUUUGAGCAUCCAAUUAUCUGGCGCCAAGAAAGUUCAACAACUAUUAACUGAUGAUAAGAUCCUUUCCAAAUUUGUUGAUGACGCAUCAAUUAGAAAAUCACUCAGGAAGACCUUUGUCAAAAUUUAUCCAUUAGAUGAAUCUGAAUUAGGGAAACAAGGCAGAAAAUUGGCAAUGGAAACUCCAGAAAAAUUUGUAUUGAAGCCGCAAAGAGAAGGUGGUAACCACAAUAUAUACAAGAGUGAUAUUCCAAAAUACUUGUCCGAAAUUAAAAAGGAAGAUUGGAAUGACUAUAUUUUAAUGGAAUUGAUUGAUGCAAAGGAAAAUACUGAAAAUUAUAUUGUCCGUGAUAAUGAAUUAAUAAAAGAACCAAUCAUCAGCGAACUUGGCAUCUACGGUUGUAUAUUAUUUGACAACCAAAAUAUUCACUCAAAUGAAUUUUCCGGUUCUUUAUUAAGAUCGAAGAUUGUAUCUUCCAAUGAAGGUGGUGUAAUGGCUGGACAUGCCGCGCUAGAUAGUAUGUGUUUAGUAUAA